Messenger RNA from Chlorella variabilis, 912 nucleotides. RefSeq lists its product as hypothetical. The transcript has 11 exons. Gene Ontology annotation, biological process: proteolysis. Gene Ontology annotation, molecular function: serine-type exopeptidase activity; dipeptidyl-peptidase activity. The record is from RefSeq and is a predicted model, not a curated record. NCBI's taxonomy places the organism in Eukaryota, Viridiplantae, Chlorophyta, Trebouxiophyceae, Chlorellales, Chlorellaceae. Bases 1 to 912 code for a protein of 303 amino acids.
AUGGAUGUGCCGACAGUGUCCUGGGGACGGCGGAGCCGCCGGCUGGAAAUGCUGCUGGGCCUCGUGGUGCUCCUGAUCGCCCCGUACGGCGGCGCCGGCGCGCGGGUGCUGCAGGCGGAGGGGGCUGCAGCGGGCGGCGACACGGGUGGCCCGCCGCCGCCUCGCCCCUCCACCGCAAACUGCAGCGAGCUCUUCUACGAGGAGCAACAGACCAACAACGUGAGCGGCAAGCCCACCUGGCGCCAGCGCUACUUCCUGUGCGACCAGUACUGGGACCGAGAGGACCCCUAUGCCCCAAUCUUCUUUUAUGCCGGCAACGAGGGCAACGUGGCCAACGGCGUCAACAACACUGGGCUGAUGUGGGAGCGCGCCCAGGCAUUUGGGGCGCUGCUCGUCUUUGCAGAGCACCGCUACUACGGCAACAGCUGGCCGUUUGGCAAGGAGGAGAGCCUCACCCUGGAGGGGCUGCAGUUCUUGUCCAUGGAGCAGGCCAUCGAGGACUAUGUGACUUUCUUAAAUUGGCUCAAGAUCUCGCUGAAUGCCACCUCGGCGCCUGUCGUUGCCUUUGGCGGCAGCUACGGCGGCGUGCUGGUGGCCAUCAUGCGGGCGACCCGUCCUAGCAGCGUGCAAGCGGCGGUGUCGUCGUCGGCGCCCAUGCGCGGCUGGCUGCUGCAGGAUGGCGGAUAUGAUCCCGGCAGCUAUUGGGAGGUGGUGACGCGCGACGCCAGCCCCGCCGCCGGCGCCGACCCCGCCUGCGUGCCCAACUCGCAGCGCCUCUUCCCGCUGAUCAUCAGCCUGAUCGAGAGCGGGAAGGAGGCCAGCUGGCGCCAGGUGGAGCAAGGCCUGCGCAUCUGCCCCGGCGCCAUCAACAGCAGCGGCGAUGCCACCAUGUGUGAGGGCCAUGAUGGCUAA